Cylicocyclus nassatus is the source of this 1863-nucleotide messenger RNA. The record is from the annotation of a GenBank genome assembly. NCBI's taxonomy places the organism in Eukaryota, Metazoa, Nematoda, Chromadorea, Rhabditida, Strongylidae.
AUGGAUAGGCAAUGUUUAUGGUUAAUACUCUUAGGACUAUCACUAGCAGUCACCGUGGCUUCGAAAUGCGAGUCAGAAGAUGAAGAAGAGGAGGUGCUCACUCGCUACCCCAUUGCUCUUUUUAAAUGGAAGGAAGUAAAAGGGCCGUUAACCAUAUCAUUGUGGCUAAUUUUUGCUAGCAUAGCCAAAAUCAUUUUCCAUGCUAUUCCACAUCUAACCGAGAUGUUUCCCGACUCAGCACUGCUUAUCAUGAUUGGUCUCAUUAUUGGCAUCAUAUUCAACCUUAUAGGAGUCGCUAAAAAUGAGUUCUUUCUUGACAGUGAGGUGUUCAUGCUGUACUUGCUGCCACCGCUGGUGUUUGAUGCUGGUUACUUCAUGCCUGCGCGACAAUUUUUUGAUAACUUGGGUUCCAUCCUUUGCUUCGCCAUGAUUGGCACCACUUUCAACAUUGUCGCAAUCUCACUUUCACUCUGGGCUAUCUCACUGACGGGUCUCUUCUCUGUGGAAACUCCACUUAUUCACCUUCUCUUGUUCGGUUCGGUAGCUGCAGAUGUGGAUCCUGUAGCUGUCAUCGUUAUAUUCGAAGAACUGGGAGUCAACGAAAUACUCUUCAUCAGUGUGUUUGGUGAAUCAUUACUCAACGAUGGUGUGGCUGUUGUCUUCUACCGUAUGUUCGCCUCGUUUACCGAGAUAGGAACCGAGAAUCUCAUUACAAUGGAUUAUGUCAAUGGUGGUAUCUCAUACCUUGUUGUCUGCUUCGGUGGAAUAGGCAUCGGCCUUCUCGUCGCUCUGUUUGCCAGUUUUAUAACAAAAUAUACGCACCAUUCGGAAGUUGCCGUUUUGAAUCCGGUGUUCGUUAUUGCGCUUCCUUUCCUAGCCUACCUAGUCUCUGAAAUGUUCGGUCUAUCCAGUAUUAUGGCUAUAGUGUUCUGUGGAGCUGCUAUGAAACAAUAUGUAAAGCUGAACGUGCCCGAGCAAAAUCUACUUGCAAUCAACUAUUUCAUCAAGGUGCUCUCCAUGUGCUCUGAAACUGUGAUCUUCGUCUUCCUUGGGCUAUCCACGGUCUCAUCCGAUCACCAUUGGGAUACGCCUUUCAUAGUUCUGACUACCGUAUUUUGUCUCAUCUACCGUACCCUAGGAGUUGUUGUUAUGUGUUUUGUACUGAACAAGUACCGCCUGAAUAAGUUUUCAAAGGUUGACCAGUUCAUCAUGGCUUAUGGAGGUUUGCGUGGAGCAAUCGCUUACGGUUUGGUGGUAGCUUUGCCAAAUAUUCCAGCCAAAAAUAUGUUUAUUACCAGUUGUAUUGUUGUUAUCUACUUCACAGUCUUCUUGCAGGGAAUCACUCUAAAACCGAUAGCUGAGUUUUUGCAAGUAGAAAAGAAGAAUAUACACACGAAGAAUAUGACGGAGUAUAUCUACCAAGAGCUUAUCGAUUACACUAUGUCUGGUAUGGAAGAUAUUGCUGGAUUCAAGGGACAUCACUGGAUUAGAGAGACAUUCCAAUAUGUCAAUAGUAAUUAUUUGAAACCGUUACUUGUGAACAGCAAUAGUAUGAAACAAAUGGACAACACCAAGAUUGUUCGAAUGUUUGAACGUCUACAACUACAGGAUGCACGAGAUCUUGCGAAGGGCUACGGCGAUUAUGGCAAAAAUCAGAUAUUCGUGCAAGCACUGAUCGAUCACACGAGGAGCCGGAGUAACACCGGUAGAGCCGAUUUCACCUCCGUAGAUGUAAUGCGGUUAAAAGAGCACCAUGGCGUGACCGUUUAUGAAAAUAAAGCAGACAUGAUUGAAUAUGAUGCACCUCAGUCAAGUUAUAACACCGUGGAGUUAGCAUCGAACCAAAAAAUGACCUCAUUCUGA